Molecule: messenger RNA, 411 nt
Organism: Gigantopelta aegis
Lineage: Eukaryota; Metazoa; Mollusca; Gastropoda; Neomphalida; Peltospiridae
Exons: 1
Coding region: 1-411 (136 amino acids)
Source: RefSeq, a predicted model, not a curated record
AUGAAUGAGCGACCUGAUCACCUGCCCCAUGUAACUGAAUUUACAGACUAUGUGACAACAACGUGGGUUGAUGAUGACUCCUUGUUCAAGGUAGAUAUGUGGAACCAGCAUGGCAACAUUGGUCCUAGAACCAAUAACCACCUUGAAGGGUGGCAUUCCAAGCUGAACCGUUCUCUUACAAAAGCUCACCCUAACAUUUAUGAGUUCAUAAAUAAACUGAAGGACGUUGAAGAGAAAACCAGAAGGACACUGAUCCAACUUGACCAUGGGGCAGCUCCAGUACCACGAAAGCGGGUGUAUCGUGAUACUGAUACACGCAUUAUGAGGCUGAAGAAUCAACUUCAACAAGGCCGCAAAACUCCUUUAGAGUUUUUAGACGCUGCCAGCCACUUGCUAAAAUUGCAGUUGUAA